CAAACGUGUUGUGAAUCACGAAAUGAAACAAUAAAAUUUAAUUAAAAUAGCUGUUCAUUCACAAAACUUGUUAUAAAAUGGGAUUUCUAACCAUAUUGAAGAAGCUUCGCCAGAAGGAGAAAGAAAUGCGAAUACUUAUGUUAGGACUGGAUAACGCGGGUAAGACAACGAUCCUGAAAAGGUUUAACGGGGAGCCGAUCGACACGAUCUCGCCGACGCUGGGGUUCAACAUCAAGACGCUGGAGCACCGCGGCUACAAGCUUAACAUCUGGGACGUCGGCGGCCAAAAGUCGCUCAGAUCCUAUUGGAAGAAUUACUUUGAGAGCACAGAUGGUGUGGCAUGGGUAGUGGACAGUGCGGACACGAGGCGGCUGGAAGGCUGUGCGAAGGAGCUGCGGGCGCUGCUGCAGGAGGAGCGGCUCGCCGGAGCUACGCUGCUGGUGCUGGCCAACAAGGCUGACCUGCCAGGAGCACUUACUUUGCAGGAGAUCAGAGAGGCCCUGGACCUCGACAGCAUCAAGUCGCACCACUGGCGGAUCGUGCGCUGCUCGGCCGUCACUGGCGAGAACCUGCUUGAAGGCAUCGACUGGAUGCUGGACGACAUCGCCUCCCGGAUAUUCUCAUUAGACUAGACUUUUUAUACUCUAGCUGUUACUACUCAAAUAAUUCCAGUUGAUGUUUUUAUGGAAUGCAGAAGGAAAUUUAGAUGUACUACGUAGCAGUCAAUGAGAAUCUUAUUGGUUUGAUAUAAGAUCUAAAUUAUGUAAAAAUAAUUCUCUAUUGUCAGAUAUAACUAACAUUUUGUAGCUAUUUUGGAUCAACUUCAACCAUUAGGGUACAGCGGGGCAAAUCUCGACUGGAGGGCAAUUGUAACUAGUCCAUUCUUUCCAUUAUUACACUAUAAUGUUGAGUUCUACAUGUAUCCACUGAACGCACCUAUCUAACCGGUGGACACUAUUUAAUAAUGCAAACAUUGUAAAAUAUGAAAAAAAUGGACCAGUUACAUUUGCCCCCCAGUCUAGAUUUGCCCCGCUGUACCUUAUUUGCUAUUAUUGUAGCUUGUAUAGAAAUAUUAUAUUCUUACUGUAAGGCGGUUUUUAUAUCAGAGAUGUGCAAUGAGGAAGCCAGAACUAAGCUAAGUGACGAUACGUAACAGAAGUGCCGCUCACUAAUACUUAUCUUGCCACAACUCUGGCGGGAAUGCAGUCUAAGGGUAGAAAAAGUAACGCUUCACACACAAUACAAUUAUAAAGUCGAAGACUGUUCAAAGUAGCUUUCAAUAUUUAUAUCACUCAGUCAGCUCAGUCAAGGCCUGCGUUUGUCUAUGUAUGGGUAAAAAGAUUGUAGCGUAGUAUUAUUAUAACAAUGAAUUACUAGGCUUAAUAAUUGUAAUACGCUUCUCGAACAUUAUCU
Messenger RNA from Leguminivora glycinivorella, 1413 nucleotides. It is a transcript of the gene Arl2, whose product is annotated as ADP-ribosylation factor-like protein 2. Gene Ontology annotation, molecular function: GTP binding; GTPase activity. Gene Ontology annotation, cellular component: microtubule cytoskeleton; cytoplasm. Gene Ontology annotation, biological process: protein folding. Lineage: Eukaryota; Metazoa; Arthropoda; Insecta; Lepidoptera; Tortricidae. The transcript has 4 exons. The record is from RefSeq and is a predicted model, not a curated record. The coding region runs from base 78 to 632 and encodes 184 amino acids.